CUUGGAUCAAAAGACGUUAAAAUUUUACCACGUUCAAACUUUUUUCCUUUUUUUCCUCUUUGUUGUGUUCGUCUUGGUCUCUCUCUAAAGAGAUGUGCUGUUCAUUUUGAUGAACCUUCAGCAUCUGCCAUGAUCGACCAUAUAGAAGCUUUAAACUAAGCUCGGUAAAUGGUACUAUCCACUUACCGUUUCAACUAUGACAAAUGAUCAUCAAUCUUAGAAACUCAAGGGCAUACGCCCAGUUUCCCCCAUCUUUAUUCCGCCAUUUUGUUUCAAUCGAAUCUCAUUUCCAGAACCUUCAUGUUGAUUCCAAUCAAGAAUCGUCUUCCAUCGCUUCUUCCAUCCACCCGCCACGAAGAACCCAUUUGGUUUCCCCCAAUAACAUGAUCCCCCAACUUCAUGUUGACACUACUUCUGAUGUUGUUUCGUUUAAUAAAACAAUCGCCAGCUUUGUAAGAUCUGGGCAUUUAGAGUCUGCCCGUAAGAUGUUUGACAAAAUGCCUGUUAGAACCACAGUUACUUGGAAUUCAAUGCUUUCGGGAUAUACGAAGGUGGCUGGGAAAAUGAAGGAAGCCCACGAACUGUUUGAUAAAAUUCCUGAACCAGAUUCUGUAUCUUAUAACAUUAUGUUGGUUUGUUAUUUGAGAAAUUGUGGUGUUGAGGCUGCUUUGACUUUCUUUAACAGAAUGCCUAUCAAGGAUAUUGCCUCUUGGAAUACAUUGAUAUCUGGGUUUGCUCAGAAUGGGCAAAUGCGAGAAGCGUUCGAUUUGUUUUCGGUAAUGCCGGAGAAGAAUGGUGUCUCGUGGAGUGCUAUGAUUUCUGGAUAUGUGGAACAUGGAGAUUUGGAGGCAGCUGAGAAGCUGUAUAAGAAUGCGCUUAUGAAGAGUGUGGUUGUAGAAACUGCAAUGCUGACCGGGUACAUGAAGUUUGGGAAGGUGGAGUUAGCUGAAAGGAUAUUUCAUAGGAUGGUCACGAGGAAUUUGGUCACAUGGAACUCUAUGAUAGCAGGUUAUGUUGAGAAUUGUCGCGCAGAGGAUGGUCUCAAACUUUUCAAGGCAAUGAUUGAAUCUCGGGUAAGACCGAAUCCUUCGAGUUUGAGCAGUGUUCUUCUUGGAUGUAGCAACUUGUCUGCUUUGCCUAUGGGAAGGCAAAUACAUCAAUUAGUGAGUAAAUCUCCGCUAUCCAAAGAUACAACUGCCUGUACUUCAUUGAUUAGCAUGUACUGUAAGUGUGGAGAUCUGGAUAGUGCCUGGAAAUUGUUUCUGGAGAUGCCGCAAAAGGAUGUGAUUACAUGGAAUGCCAUGAUUUCAGGUUAUGCUCAACACGGUGCAGGUCAAAAAGCUCUUCAUUUAUUUGACAAGAUGAGAAAUGGUGCAAUGAAACCAGAUUGGAUCACAUUUGUUGCGGUCAUAUUGGCCUGUAACCACGCCGGAUUUGUUGAUCUCGGGGUUCGAUAUUUCAAGUCUAUGAAGGAGUUUGGAAUCGAAGCAAAACCAGACCACUACACAUGUGUUGUUGACCUUCUCGGUCGAGCUGGUCGGUUAAAAGAAGCUGUAGGUUUGAUCAAUGAGAUGCCAUUCAAGCCUCAUGCUGCAAUCUUUGGAACCCUCUUGGGCGCUUGUAGAAUCCACAAAAACUUGGAACUGGCAGAAUUUGCAGCCAGGAACUUGUUAGACCUCGAUCCCACGAGUGCAACCGGAUACGUUCAGCUUGCGAAUAUCUACGCAGUGACAAACAAAUGGGAUCAAGUGGCUAAAGUGAGGAAGAUGAUGAAAGAACACAAUGUAGUUAAAAUACCAGGUUACAGUUGGAUUGAGAUAAAGAGUGUAACUCAUGAAUUCAGAUCAGGUGAUAGAGUUCAUCCAGAACUGACUUCCAUACACAAGAAACUAAAUGAGUUAGAUGCGAAAAUGAAGCUGGCAGGGUAUGCUCCAGACCUUGAAUUUGCACUCCAUGAUGUAGAAGAAGAGCAUAAAGAGAAGCUACUGCUGUUUCAUAGUGAGAAACUGGCAAUUGCUUUUGGAUUGAUAAAAAUGGCACCCGGGACGCCGAUUCGAGUUUUCAAAAACUUGAGAGUCUGUGGGGAUUGUCACAGAGCAAUCAAGUUCAUAUCAGCCAUUGAGAAAAGGGAGAUUAUUGUGAGAGAUACUACGAGGUUUCAUCAUUUUAGAAAUGGAUUUUGCUCAUGUGGUGAUUACUGGUAAGUUAUUGAAUUUUUUGAACCAUUGCACAUUGAGGAUGAUGAUGAUGUUACAAGGGCUGACCAAAUUAUAGCAGUUAUAUUGUCUCAAAAAA
This is a messenger RNA of Benincasa hispida (wax gourd), 2295 nucleotides long. RefSeq names its product Tetratricopeptide repeat (TPR)-like superfamily protein. The record is from RefSeq and is a predicted model, not a curated record. Gene Ontology annotation, biological process: RNA modification. Gene Ontology annotation, molecular function: zinc ion binding; protein binding; RNA binding. NCBI's taxonomy places the organism in Eukaryota, Viridiplantae, Streptophyta, Magnoliopsida, Cucurbitales, Cucurbitaceae.